AUGGAGAAGGAGUCAUCUGGAUUAAUCAUAGGCAUCUCAAUCGGAGUGGUGAUAGGAGUGCUUUUAGCUAUAGCUGCAUUUUUCUGCUUUAGGAGGUACCAUAGGAGACGUCCUCAGAUAGGGAAUAGCAGUUCUAGGAGAGCUGCCACCGUUCCUAUUCGUGUAAAUGGUGUUGAUACAUGUACAGUGUUAUCAGACUCCUCAAUGGGUACUGAAUCACCAAAGUCUAUCCAGAAUGGCAUGUCAUUGUGGUUGGGGAACGUCAGGAAGUCGAAUGUGGUUUCUGCAUCCGGUAUACUCGAGUACUCCUACAAGGAUUUGCAGAGAGCAACCUACAACUUCACCACAUUGAUUGGUCAAGGGGCCUAUGGUCCUGUUUAUAAAGCUCAGAUGUCUACUGGUAAGACGGUUGCUGUCAAAGUGCUUGCAACUGAUUCUAAACAAGGGGAGAAAGAAUUCCAAACAGAGGUCAUGUUACUGGGAAGGCUACACCAUAGAAACCUGGUGAAUUUAGUUGGAUACUGCGCAGAGAAGGGUCAGCAUAUGCUUAUCUGAAGAGGGGCUAGGCCUACAGAAAUAAUGAUUAAAAUCCCGC
Molecule: messenger RNA, 595 nt
Organism: Solanum dulcamara
Lineage: Eukaryota; Viridiplantae; Streptophyta; Magnoliopsida; Solanales; Solanaceae
Product: calcium/calmodulin-regulated receptor-like kinase 1
Exons: 3
Coding region: 1-555 (184 amino acids)
Biological process (GO): protein phosphorylation
Molecular function (GO): ATP binding; protein kinase activity
Source: RefSeq, a predicted model, not a curated record